AUGACGGACUCAACCGAGAAGGAGAUCUCCGAGGUGUACGGACAGCUGCUGGGACUGCCGAAUCAAGCGCGAGAGACUCGCGAAGCGCUGGACUCCGACAGACCGCCCAAGUGGCAGCGCCCGUCACACAAGGGCUUUGGCGAUGGGCGCGGAGGACGCCAAGGCAAGGAGCAGAAGUGGACACAGCAGGAGUGGGACUCGUGGGGCAUGAGCCGCUCCCAGAACUCCUUGAGCCAGGCAGUCUCGGGGGACGAACUGAGGGAAGUGGUUGCGCUUCUGACGCGACUAGACACAGAGGCAGCCCUGAGAACGGACUGCUCGUUCCUCCUGUACAUGGACACACAGGGCAUGGGGAUGACGGCGCAGCUGUUCAAAAUCUCCCAAGAAUGGAAGGAGAAGAAAGAAGCGGUGCCGCCGCAAGUCAAGCAAAGCCUCAGGACCAGGACUACCCUCCUCGUGUCGAUCAUGGUAACAAUGCGGCAGAAGAUGGAGCAAGAGCUCACCCCGGAGAUGAGGCCGACACUUGUCAAGCACGGAUGGAUCACAGCGGUGGACCCUCCGUCCUGGGCCUACCUACGCUGGAACCCUACAACGGAGCGCCAGGAAGUGGACAACAGCCGCCCGCCAUUGCCGCACUCGGAAGCCUUGAACGCCCUCACCAAGAUCAACGAGCUGGCAGGCCAAGACGGGCUCCUGCACAAGUUCCACGCGACGCGGAAGAUGGCAAGCGAGUACCGCUCGCCGGUCCUGCCCUUCCUCAUCAUGGUAUCCAACCGAGGCUCCGAAGCCCAAAGCCUGCAUCAGUCUCUGAUCCAGAUCUGCGACAACUCCUGCCUUCGCCUGGUGGGCGCACGCUUGCGCCAGGAAAGGAUGAAGCGGCAGCCGCUUGCGAACCUACUCUCGCAAGCAGCCUCCAAUCUUCUGGAUCACGCCAAUCCGCAGAUGAAUGCCGCCGCCGACCUGAAGCCGAAGGAAGCGGGCAAGAGCUCGGACCCAGACUCGAUGCGAGCAGAUAUGGCGGACUUGUCCUUCCAGACCAGCGUGCCGUCUUUGGGGCACUCACCUCGGUCUGCUGCCGUGGAUGCCGCAUCUCCGGGGGUGGAGGUGCGCGACCAAGCGUACUUGUGGCAGCCCAUUGCAAUGACGGUUGUUGGCCGUGACACAUGCCGGCUGCCGAUCUUUCAGAGUGGCCACUACCAGUGCGCCAUGUGCUCUGAGCGGCAAAUCUUUUUGUCAGAUGAUGGGGUGGCGGCCGAGGAUCAUGAAACGUUUCUUUUGAGUGCUCCCAUGUCGAAGGAUACGGUUGAGCAGCCUACGAAUCCCAUCGAGCAGUUUGCCUUUGAUUGCCUUCGGCGACAAGUCGUUACAUACGCAGACUUUGGUAUCUUGCUCAACAUGCUUGCUCAGGUGUUACCGCAGACCAAACGCACCAGGGAGCGCAUCAACAUGGGAGUGACAUCGUUUGCCUUCCAGACAGGUGCGUAUGUUUUUGGUGGUGAGGCAGGUGCCAUGACCAAUGUGGGCACCUAUCCUCUCCUCACACGCUUGCUCGCGGCUACAGUUAAUGCCAGGUGCUCCGGGUUGCCCUUUUCCACUGUGACGCUCUCUUCCAACUUGCAGACGGGAUUACACAAAGAUUCGCACAACCAUCCGAUGCUCUCCAACAUUGUCAUCCCGAUUACUCGCUGGGAGUUUGGAGGCGCCCUAUGGAUUGAGGACGACUCAGGUAACAUCAUGCAUGAGGGCAUGCGUGGUAGGACUCUGGAUGUGACUCCGCCCUAUGUGCUUUUCAAUGCGCACCGUGCGCAUUGUACAAUGCCUUGGGUGGGUAACCGAUGUGUUCUCAUCGCCUAUCACAUUCGCGAUGGCUGGAGACUCUCGGAUGACUGCUUACACCGGUUGCGAGCCAUGGGAUUCCCGAUUUGGACAGGACAUGUUACUGAAGACCCUUACAUGUGA
Symbiodinium sp. CCMP2592 is the source of this 1959-nucleotide messenger RNA. The record is from the annotation of a GenBank genome assembly. Lineage: Eukaryota; Dinophyceae; Suessiales; Symbiodiniaceae.